AUGUACGUGAGCUACCUUUUGGAGAAGGAUACCGGCAUGUACCCCAAUACCGUGAGACACCCCAGCCUCAACCUGAACCCUCAAAACUUUGUUCCACCGCCUCCUCAAUAUUCGGAUUUCUCCGCAUACCAUCAUGUCUCCGGGAUUAACAAUGACCCCCACCACAGCCAAAGCGCAGCUUGGAAUCCCGCCUAUGCGCCCCCUCGGGAAGAAUGGGUUCCUUACGGACCAACAGCGGGUGCCUCCACUUCCAACGCCGGGCAGAUAAGUUUCAGCCCACCGGAGUUCUCCCCUGUACAGCCGCCGGGGCUUCUCCCGCCGGCUAUCAAUCCGACUGUUGGUCAGCUCUCUCCAAAUUCCCAACGAAGAAACCCUUACGACUGGAUGAGACGCAGCGCACCGCCAUCAAACUCAGGAAAAACUCGCACAAAAGACAAGUACCGGGUGGUGUAUACGGACCACCAGCGGCUGGAGCUGGAGAAGGAGUUUCAUUAUAGCCGAUACAUCACUAUCAGGCGGAAAGCUGAACUGGCUACGGCCCUCAGCCUCUCGGAGAGACAGGUGAAAAUCUGGUUCCAGAACAGGCGUGCGAAGGAGAGGAAGGUGAACAAAAAGAAAAUACAACAGCCGCAGCAGGCCUCCACGACCACACCCACUCCCCCCGGCAUCGGUACCCCCGGCAACGUCGCCAUGGUGACCAGCAGCAGUAGCGGUCUUGUAUCGCCUUCGAUGACAAUGGCUAUUAAAGAAGAGUACUGA
Brienomyrus brachyistius is the source of this 759-nucleotide messenger RNA. It is a transcript of the gene cdx1b, whose product is annotated as caudal type homeobox 1 b. The record is from RefSeq and is a predicted model, not a curated record. Gene Ontology annotation, cellular component: nucleus. Gene Ontology annotation, molecular function: RNA polymerase II transcription regulatory region sequence-specific DNA binding; DNA-binding transcription factor activity, RNA polymerase II-specific. Lineage: Eukaryota; Metazoa; Chordata; Actinopteri; Osteoglossiformes; Mormyridae. Bases 1 to 759 code for a protein of 252 amino acids. The transcript is spliced from 3 exons. Gene Ontology annotation, biological process: animal organ morphogenesis; cell differentiation; embryo development.